AUGGCGGAGCUGGACCUGCUGGGCUCCAUCCUGCGCUCCAUGGAGCCCCCGCCCGCCAUGGGCGACCGCGAGGCCCGCCGCGCCAGGGAGCAAAAGGCUCAGCUGAAGAAGCUGCAGGAGCAGGAGAAGCGCCAGAAGGUCGAGUUCCGGAAGCGGAUGGAGGAGGUCGUGUCCGGCUUCAUUCAGGACAGCAGCCAAACCAAGAAGAAAUUCCAGCCCAUGAACAAGGUUGAGCGCAGCAUCCUGCACGAUGUGGUGGAAGUGGCCGGGCUGACCUCUUUCUCCUUUGGCGAAGACGAGGACUCGCGCUACGUUAUGAUGUUUAAGAAGGAAUUUGCCCCAUCAGAUGAAGAGCUGGAAACCUACCGACGAGGGGAGGAGUGGGACCCGCAGCAGGCACAGGAGAAGCGCCGGCUCAAGGAGCUGGCGCAAAAGCAGGCGGAAGAGGAGGCCCGGAGGGGGCCGACUGUGGUGAACCCCCACACUGACUACAAGGACAAGUACAGCCACCUCAUUGGCAAGGUGGCCGCCAAGGAUGCCGCCCACGCCAUGGAGGCCAACAAGGCCUACGGCUGCGUUCCUGUGGCCAACAAGAGGGACACGCGCUCCAUCGAAGAGGCCAUGAACGAGAUCCGGGCCAAGAAGCGGCAGCGCCAGUCGGAGGAGGAGAGCCCGGCCCCUCCCGCCAAGAGCUCGUAG
This is a messenger RNA of Euleptes europaea (tarantolino), 699 nucleotides long. RefSeq names its product sperm associated antigen 7 (gene SPAG7). The transcript has 7 exons. NCBI's taxonomy places the organism in Eukaryota, Metazoa, Chordata, Lepidosauria, Squamata, Sphaerodactylidae. The record is from RefSeq and is a predicted model, not a curated record. Gene Ontology annotation, molecular function: nucleic acid binding. Bases 1 to 699 code for a protein of 232 amino acids.